Messenger RNA from Spinacia oleracea (spinach), 798 nucleotides. RefSeq names its product pentatricopeptide repeat-containing protein At3g62470, mitochondrial-like. The coding region runs from base 1 to 798 and encodes 265 amino acids. The transcript is spliced from 2 exons. The record is from RefSeq and is a predicted model, not a curated record. Gene Ontology annotation, molecular function: protein binding. NCBI's taxonomy places the organism in Eukaryota, Viridiplantae, Streptophyta, Magnoliopsida, Caryophyllales, Amaranthaceae.
AUGUUGAAUGCCAAGCCUGUGUCCGUUCCUUUGGCAUCUCAUUUCAAAUUGUCAUCAUCAGAGUCUCCUAGUUCCAAUGAAGACGAGGAGUUCAUGUCACCCAUUCCUUAUGCAAAUGCGGAUUGGAGCAUAAUUUAUGAUAUGGUUUGUACUCUAUCAGACAUUGUUCAAGCCGUUAGUGUUAUUGACAAUGUCCCAUCAAAAAGCGAAAAUUUGGGGACUAAUUCAGUUUUACUUAGUGGUUGGUGUAGAAUGAAGAAUCUAAUGGAAGCUGGUGAAAUCUGGAACGAGAUGAUUGAUCAAGGUUUGAACCCAGAUGUUGUUACUCAUAACAUAAUGUUAGAUGGGUUGUUGAAGGUUAAUAAGAAAUCUGAUGCAAUCAAGCUUUUCGAGGUGAUGAAAGUUAAGGGUCCACCCCCAAAUGUUCGGACCUAUACUAUAUUGAUUAGGGAUUUGUGCAAGCAUUCAAAGUUGAAUGAAGCUGUUGCUUACUUUGAUGGGAUGACUUCUUCAGGUUGUAACCCAGAUGCUGUUGUAUAUACUUGUUUGAUUACUAGAUUUAGGAACCUUAAAAAGAUGGAUAUGGUGUUUGGUUUGUUAAAAGAGCUGAAGGAAAAGGGUUACCCACCUGAUGGGCAACUGUAUAAUGCUUUGAUUAAGUUGAUGAUGAAUAGAAGAAUGCCGGAUGAUGCAGUUCGUGUUUACAAGAAGAUGAUUCAGAGUGGAAUUGAGCCAACAAUUCAUACUUAUAUUAUGAUGAUGAUGAAAUCUUACUUUGAUUUUUUUUUUUGUGGGUAA